Messenger RNA from Owenia fusiformis, 3418 nucleotides. NCBI's taxonomy places the organism in Eukaryota, Metazoa, Annelida, Polychaeta, Sabellida, Oweniidae. The record is from the annotation of a GenBank genome assembly.
UGGGUUUUGUCAACAUUUCAUUUGGAAUAAAAACAGAAUUGUGAAUAUACGGGAACUACUGUUGUCAGACCUGCUACCCCAUUGUGAAUAACGGAUUCGAACAUGAUUGUACGGAAACCACUGAAACGGAUUUAAUCCCGGAUUAUUAAUUGAAUUGAAUUCGAAUUUUUAAAAUGACUUCGGAUAAGCUAAAAGUUGCAGUGAGGAUUCGUCCACUGUCGAUGCGUGAAAUAACAAGUCGAUGUCGCAUUAUCCUCAAGUUAACCUCUGAAAGUGCUCUAUCCAUUACAAACACCGAGACUUCUGAUGAGAAGCUGUUCUCAUUCGAUCAUGUAUUUUGGUCAGUUGAUGGAUUCUCUACAAACAGCGAAGGAAUUUUGGUGCCGGAGAACCAAGAGGGAAGUCCAUACGCUGAUCAAACAAUGGUUUACACGGAUCUUGGUAAGGACAUCGUCCAGAACGCAUGGGAAGGCUACAACUCCACACUGUUUGCUUAUGGCCAGACAGGUAGCGGCAAAUCCUACAGUGUUCUUGGUAACGGACCAAACAUAGGAUUAAUACCACGGACAUACGAACAGCUCUUCAAUGAGAUAUCCUCUAACAAUGAAGUUAAAAAGAAAUUACAAGUGACAUUUACAAUGGUGGAGAUCUACAACGAAGUGAUGAAGGACCUCCUAGUACCAAGCAAAACGCAGUCAGCCAAAGGCCUAAGACUCAGACAAGAUCCAAACAAAGGUUUUUACAUUGAAGGACUAAAGCGUAUACCAGUUCAAACGUAUGGUGACGUAAAACUUUUCCUAAAGCAAGGGGUGUUACAUAGAACCACUGGUACGACCAAUCUGAACGCAACUAGUAGCAGGUCCCACCUGAUAGUAACUGUAAAUUUUAAACAGAUAUUUCCAAACAGUAGGGGUGAAAGUACUACGAAAACGAGUACUGUUAAUUUUGUGGACCUUGCUGGGAGUGAACGUCAAUCAAAAACUGGAGCUUUGGGUGAUAGGUUGAAAGAAGGAGCGUCUAUUAAUCAGAGUUUACUUUCGUUAGGAAAUGUUAUCAGUGCCCUGGCGGAGCAAGCUCAAGGCAACAAGAAAAUAGUCAUCCCAUACCGAGAAUCUGUUCUGACAAAGUUACUUCAAUCAGCCCUCGGUGGCAACAGUAGAACAGUCAUGUUGGCUACUUUGAGUCCAUCAGAAAAUAGCUAUGAGGAGACUUUAUCUACGUUGAGAUAUGCAAAUAGGGCGAAAAGAAUACAGACCCAGGCUGUUGUAAACGAAAAUAUAACGGAUAAACUGAUUCGUGAGUUAAAGGAGGAAAAUGCUAGACUGCUGGGCCAGCUGCAGAAACAAAGAAGAGCAUCGGUUGUGAUAGAUUAUCAGAUGAGUGUAGAAGAAAACGAAAACAGGAUGAGAGAAAUGAAGACGUCGUGGGAGCAACAGCUGGCAAAGGCAAGGGAGGCAUGGAAGCAGAAUAUUGAAGGAGAAAAAGAAACAGUGCUAGAUACAAAUCCUUACAUCCAAAAUGUAAAUGAGGACUCUCAGCUCUCUGGUGUUAUAAAAUAUGCAUUCUUAAACGACGAAACUGUUAUGGGGAAAGAGACGGGACAAGACCUGGAGAACUUCAUCGAACUCAGGGGACUCGGGAUUCAAGAUCGCCAUUGUUUAGUGCGGAAAGAGGCAGGUCUUGUGUCCAUCAAACCCCUUUCUCAUGAUGCAAAGCUUGUUAUCAAUGGCAUUAAUAUCUCUGAAACUACAACAUUAAAUCAUAUGGACAGACUAAAGCUUGGUUCCAAUGCGCUGUUUCUAUAUAUUGGCUAUCCAGGGGAGAGGAUCCAAGAUGACCAGAUCACAAGAUACGAUUUUAACUUCUUUCAAAUGGAAAUGGCACAAGGAUCAGAGCUGGGUGGAAGCAUACUGACCUCAAGCCGACGGCUGUCUAUUCAGGACCCUGCUACGUUGAAAGUAUUUCAAGAAUAUAUCGACAUACAGCCAAAGAUCCACGAGGCUAAUGCCCUUAGUGAAGAAAUGAAGAAGAAUGUGAAAUUCGAAGCAGGACUAAAAAACAUGAGCUCGCACGAUUCUAAAGGAUCCAACCCAGAAAAGGAAGUCAUUGUUGGAGUAUCUAAUUCUCUAACAAAGAAGGUGUGGGUUUGGAUGAAACAUAAAUUCCUGAACAGGAAAUUUUUGAUGGAUGAGCUGUAUAAUAAAUGGCUGGACUGUGACCUUCUUGACCCCGCUAUACAGGAAAAUGACCCAUUCUGGGACCCGGUAGAGGACGUUUUCUUGGGAAGUUGUCACAUCUGGCUACAGAGUUUGGGAUACUGCAUAGACCUUGACGAGAAACAAAAUAUGCUGGGAUACACCGGUCUACAACAAGGCGUCGCCCAUGUUCGGAUUAUUCCGUGUCGUCCCGAUGGAACGAUAUUGAAAGAAGAUGACAUCGUAAUACUUGAACCAAAUGAGCUGGUGGGUAAGAGAGUGGAUUUCAUGAUAUUCAUAGAUCGGGUUGAUGAUGUGGAGUGGAUAAAGGAGGAAACUAGCAGAGGAGUGUAUUGCGGUUUCACAUUUUUCAAACAAACCAAAGUAAAAACGACUGUUGCCUGGAAUGAAACGCCUGCAAAGCUUUCCUUUGAACACCAUGUGACAAUACAAAGUGUUACUCCCGAAUUCUUGGACUAUAUAGAAAACGAAGCUUUGGUAAUAGAACUAUGGGGAACACAGGAAGCUGAAAAUCCUACGACACAGCCUGUAAUUCAUACUACUACACCUGAUCCAAAGGACACGUCCCAUCUUAGUGUUAAAGGUGGCAUUGAGGAUCAGAUAGUCUCCGAGCAAACUGAGUCUGUACGUGAUACCGAAGCUGAUGAAACAAAGUUGAAUGGCCCCUCGACACUGGCCUCUUGCUCAACAGUUCAAACUCCUGAGAUGGUUGCCGGAGAAGCGUCUGCCUCCUCUCUGCCCAGUGAGGAGGCAGUAAUUACAAACUCGACUAAAGAGAAGGAAAGGGAUCGAGAGCUCAGUGAAUCAAUCAAAACAUUUUUGAGAAAUAUGAAACAAAUUCAAAAGAAGAUAGCGUCUGCUAAGCAUCAUGUGCAUACAUUAGGUGGCAAUGAAGAGCUGGACAAAUACAAAGAUGAACAAAUGAAUCUGCUUGACGAUAUACAAGAUUCUCUCAAUGAACAUGUGUCGGUGCUAAAAGGCACCUUUAAAAAGAAACCUAGACAUUCGAAAGAGAGGAAAAAGGCGAGUACAUUCCUGCAAGCACCUCCAGAAAUGCAAUAGCAAUAGGCAUGAUAGAGGGGUUUGUGUUAUUAAUGAACAUUGAGUGAUCCGUGUCGAGGAGAAUAGACUAACAACUCUGAUGAGAAAGCUCAGUAUACAGUAUACAUCUAGUUAUAUGUAUGUAUAUAUAUUUAUUAAAG